ACAAGAAACUUUUGAUCUACAAAUGAAUCAAUUGGAGAAAAGUGAUACGGCGAUCUACUAUUGUUUAAGAAUACAUUUAGGUAACUGGAUGUUUUUGAAUGGGAUAUUUCUUCAAGUUACAGAACCAGAACCCUUCGUGUCUGUUUUCUCUGAAGUCCAACCUGGACCACCUGUGAAGUUGCAGUGCUCAGUCCUCUCCCACUCUGGGAAUGAAACCUGUCAGGAUGGACCCAAAGUGUCCUGGUUCAGAACUGGACCGGGCAGCGUCCAUCCCAGCUUUGUUUUCACUCAUGACGAAUGCAAGAAGAUCAAGGAUAACUCCACGCAGAAUUGCUUCCACACUUUCUCAAAGACCCUCAGCUCCUCCGAUGCUGGGAUUUACAUGUGUGCCCUGGUCACAUGUGGGAGGAUUUUCAUGGGAAAUCCAGUAGAAGUCAUCAUUAAAGGUCUCCCAAGAGAUCUGUUUUGGAGUGUUUUGAGUGUUGCUUUGGCCUUAAGUUUCAUCAUGUCAGCCUUCCUCAUCCACAAGAUCAGGACAACGAAAUGUUGUUGCUGCAAAGCUGGUCCACAAAUACUCGAUGAAACGUCCAGUUGCAUCCAGCAGAGAGACGAGGACUCUUUGGUUUACACCGUGCCGACCAUCGUCACCAGGAAAACUGCCAAGGCGAGGCAGACAAAAGAAAAAGCAGCAGAGGAAAUGACCACCUACGCUGACGUGUGUUUUCGAAACUGA
Entelurus aequoreus (snake pipefish) is the source of this 733-nucleotide messenger RNA. RefSeq lists its product as uncharacterized. The transcript is spliced from 5 exons. The coding region runs from base 23 to 733 and encodes 236 amino acids. NCBI's taxonomy places the organism in Eukaryota, Metazoa, Chordata, Actinopteri, Syngnathiformes, Syngnathidae. The record is from RefSeq and is a predicted model, not a curated record.